GGCCUACUUUAGUGACUAAGCGUACUUAUAAAUGUACAUACCUCCUACAUAUUCUAGUACAUCUAAUGUUUGAGUGUUUAAAUUGAGUGAACUUCAAAGAAUGGACAAGAAGUGACUUUACACAAAAUCAUAAUGGAUAGCAGCCCCUUCAACCGAAGCGGGCUAACGCGCCGCUCUCCACCACCGACACCAACACCAGCCCAAUCCCCCGCCCGAGAGCCAAUAGAGAAAGUGGAGAUCAUCUCAACGCCUGAAUUGCACAACUGGAUGGGGUACAUCGAACAAAGCCUAAACGAGGUCUGCAUUAUUACUUCCGAAGGCAAGCUUAACUCAGAACAAAAAUUAAGAGUGAGUAACCUCUGCCGAAAAGUGGGAAAUAAUGUAGCUCAUCUAGUCCUUCAGUACCAGUCCCUAAAACAAAAGGCCGUACAAACGCAUCACUCUCUCCAAGCCCUGAACGAAAAACAAGCCCUGACAGAUACACUAGCUGCAGAAAUCAAGAAUGCAAUAAAAGAGUCCUGUACAAAACCAAUUUCUGAAAGCACUUCCUUUGCGGAUAUGGUGAAGAAAGGGUCCAACAGCUUCGUUCGUCCAAUUAAACAUAGCGCAUUGGCGAUUUAUCCGAGCGAUAACUCAAAGACGAGCGAUGAAACUAGAAACCUGGUCCAGAAAAUCGUGUGCCCUGAAGAAAUGAAGCUGAAAGUCCGAGGAGUCCGUAAAGUCCGAAAUGGCGGCGUGAUUAUCAGCACUGAGACCAAGGAUGACCUCGAAAAACUAAAGCACACUGUCCAGCAUGCAAACUCAGGCCUCACCGUCAACGAACCACAAAAGCGGAAGCCCCGCAUAAUAAUAAUAGGAGUUCCCUCAUCAAUGGCAGAAAGUGAAGUAUACAACUGCAUCUUUGAACAAAACGUAGUCGAUAAAGUCCCAUCCAUGUCCAGAGAAACAUUUUUGUCCUCAAUAAAGCUAAGCCACAAAUCUGGCAGAAGAGAUACAGAUAAUCAUAACUUGAUCUUAGAAGUAUCAGCGGUCAUACGAAAAGCCCUCAUCACCCAAGAUCGAGUCUUUAUAAACUGGACAUCCUGCCAGGUAAGAGACUUCACAUUGAUAACUAGAUGUUACAUCUGUCAGCAGUACGGUCACGCGGCUAAGACAUGCAAAAAUACUGCCCCGGUUUGCGGACACUGUGGUGAAGAGGGACAUUCAAUCAAGGAGUGCACUAAGAAAAAUGAUUCUCCAAGAUGCGCUACGUGCCUACGCUUCAAAAAACCAGGUAAUCAUAAAACCGGAGAUAUCGAUUGCCCGGCUAGAAAAGCUGCCGAAUUUAGAUACACACAGUUUAGAUACAACUCAAUCGACUAUGAAGGCGCCUGAGAGCGUCACAUAAUAUUUAACCACUUUAGAACUUAACUAGUUUAAGUAUUAUUAUAAUAUGGAUAGUUUAAUUAUGGAAAUAGAUAAUAGUUUUUCAACUAUGACCAAAGCAUGCAAUGUUGAGGACU
Messenger RNA from Helicoverpa zea (corn earworm), 1502 nucleotides. RefSeq lists its product as uncharacterized. Gene Ontology annotation, molecular function: nucleic acid binding; zinc ion binding. Bases 133 to 1374 code for a protein of 413 amino acids. NCBI's taxonomy places the organism in Eukaryota, Metazoa, Arthropoda, Insecta, Lepidoptera, Noctuidae. The record is from RefSeq and is a predicted model, not a curated record. The transcript has a single exon.